Messenger RNA from Penicillium chermesinum, 1632 nucleotides. RefSeq names its product MFS-type gliotoxin efflux transporter gliA (gene gliA). The record is from RefSeq and is a predicted model, not a curated record. Bases 1 to 1632 code for a protein of 543 amino acids. Gene Ontology annotation, molecular function: transmembrane transporter activity. Gene Ontology annotation, biological process: transmembrane transport. Lineage: Eukaryota; Fungi; Ascomycota; Eurotiomycetes; Eurotiales; Aspergillaceae. The transcript has 3 exons.
AUGGCUACAGUUGAGAAGACGCAGGAUGCCCCUGAGACACCCAAGAACGCCGCUUCAGAGGUCUCGGUGGCCGUUGACAAGGCCGAAGAAAGUUCGUCUACAGAGGCAGCAGGCGAGCCCAGAUUAACUGGGCUUCGACUGGCAGCAGUCUUUACAGUCUUGUGUCUCGCUGUCUUUCUCGUCGCAUUGGAUAACACCAUCGUCGUGACGGCCAUCCCAAGGAUAACCGACGAAUUCCAAGCACUGCAAGAUGUGGGCUGGUAUGGCUCGUCCUACCUUCUCACGACGUGCAUGUUCCAGCUCAUCUUUGGCAAGCUCUACGGAUACUUUCCGAUAAAAUGGGUCUUUUUGGCAGGCGUGGUGAUCUUCGAGAUCGGAUCUGCCAUCUGUGGUGCUGCUCCGUCCUCAGUUGCGUUCAUUAUAGGCAGAGCCAUUGCUGGACUCGGUGCGUCGGGCAUCUUCCAGGGGGCAAUGGUCAUUAUUGCGUACUCGGUUGAUCCUCGAAAGCGGCCUAUGUACAACGGCAUUUUUGGCUCUACCUAUGGCAUCUCCUCGAUCAUUGGGCCCCUGAUCGGCGGUCUAUUUACAUCGCAUGUUACCUGGAGAUGGUGUUUCUACAUUAAUCUCCCGAUUGGCGGCGUUGUCAUUGCUAUCUUGGUUAUCUUUCUGCAGUUACCUCCCAUCAUCAAAUCUGAAUCGGACUGCAAGACUUUCAUUCAGCACAUGGACCCCCUCGGCAUUAUCUCCUUCCUUCCCGCCACUGUAUGCCUACUGUUGGCUCUACAGUGGGGAGGGACCACAUACCCGUGGUCGAAUGCUCGGAUUAUCGCCUUGUUCGUCUUGGCUGGCGUGUUGAUUAUCGUCUUCGUCAUAGUUCAGCUGAAACUGCCAGAGAACGCGAUGGUUCCUCCCAGGAUCAUUCGAAUUUCCCUGUUUGCGUACUCGUCUCUCUUUAUGAUUGUGUUCUCUGGUGCUUACUUUACUCUCCUCUAUUACCUGCCUAUCUGGUUUCAGGCUAUCAAGGGCGCCUCUGCUGUCAACUCGGGAAUCAUGUGUCUCCCGAUGAUGUUGUCUAUGGUGAUAUUCUCGUUCAUCACUGGGGGAGGUGUAACUGCAACGGGCAAGCACCUUCCAUUCUUCAUCCUCGCCACUGUUUUGUCAACCAUUGGUGCAGGACUGAUUACGACAUUUGAGACAGACACUGGUCAUCCCAAGUGGAUAGGAUACCAAGUUCUCGUCGGCGCCGGAAUAGGUUUAGGCGUUCAGCUUCCGGUGAUCACCGCGCAGGCUGUUCUCCCUGCGCCAGAUAUCCCUGUGGGAACCGCCAUUAUGACCUUCUGCCAGACUUUUAGCGGAGCCAUAUUUGUAGCCGUCAGCCAAGCACUUUUCACCAACAAGCUUCGGAGUGGGAUCCUGAAUACAGUGCCUGGUGUCAGCCCGUCGAUCGUCGAGCAGAUAGGAGCAACGAAUCUGGAUACAGUCAUCGACGCGAAGCACAUGCCGGCGGUACGAGAAGUAUACAACGAGGCCUUGGUGUCGAUAUGGUAUCUUGCCGUUGCACUCUUUGGCGUUUCGGUCGCGGUGGUAGGAGUCAUGACGUUGAGAGCGAGAAGGCAAUUUUCAAUCGUGUAG